Messenger RNA from Staurois parvus, 332 nucleotides. The record is from the annotation of a GenBank genome assembly. NCBI's taxonomy places the organism in Eukaryota, Metazoa, Chordata, Amphibia, Anura, Ranidae.
GCCACCUGUCAGUGUCCAUCAAUGCCAGCUGUCAGUGCUCAUCAGUGCCACCUGCCAGUGCUUAUCAGUGCCACAUCAAUGCCACAUAUCAGUGCCUACCAGUGCACAUCAAUGCCACAUAUCAGUGCCCAUCUGAGCUGCCUUUCAGUGCCACCUAUCAAUGCCAGUCAGUGCCACCUAUCAGUGCUUCCAAUCAGUGCCACCUAUCAGUGCCAUGCCCAUCAGUGCCACCUAUCAGUGCCCAUCAGUGCAGCCUAUCAGUGCACAUCACUGCAGCCUCGUUAGCGCACAUCAGUGAAGGAGAAAAAUCACUUAUUUACAAAGUUUUAAAA